CAGCUGAUUAACUGAUAAGAGGUAAAUGUGUAAACAAUUAAAAAGUUAGGACGCACAGUGGAAAAAGCAAUGAUGAGUGGCACAAUUCAUGGACUGAGUUGGUUUCCGCAAUUUCCAGACAAAUUCGUAACCUGGGGACAAGAAAUUAAGUUAUAUGAGCGCACGCAACACGAUGAUAGCCGGCGAAGUGCAUUGCCAAAUAUAUCGGCUAACUUCUUAGCCACAGAGACGCGGUACCAGUAUGCGCGUUGUGUGCAGCCGUCCUACCACAAAAACCGGCCGAUUAUCGCCGUUGGAUUGGGUGAUGGAAAAGUUGGUAUUUGCGAUUUUCAUGAAACUGUCGACAAUAGCUGGGAAUUUACACCACGCCAGCAACGCAUGUGCCUUUGUCUAGCCUGGAAUGAGUUUGACCACAAUGUAUUGGCCAUAGGACAUGAUCGUCAUCGCUCCGAUUCAUGUAUUGCAAUUUGGGAUAUAGAACGUGGUGUCCCCAAAGAUGCAGUAAGUUUCUUUGGACACUCGGAGUCUGCCCACUCAAUGUGCUGGGACAAAAAUCAUCGCAUGCUUAUUGCGGGUGUAAGCCAGAAGCAGAUAAAGCUGUUCGACUUAAAGCAGGGCAACACUACCUGCCAAUCCAUACAAACGAAAAUGGUACAUGGCCUCGCUGUGGCUCCAAAUGGGAACUAUCUCUGUUCUUACUUGGAUUCGGUAAUUAUGAUAUGGGAUUUACGAGUGCUGGACCAUCCGCUGAAGACUAUACAAUCGGGAAAGAAUCAUUUACAACUUAGUUGGUGUCCAACGCGCUCCAGCUUACUUACAUCGCUACAACGUGAAUCUCCCUUCAUCACCCUCUAUGAUAUACGCAGCGUGGACGCAGAAAGCAGUCGGGAGGUGUACCAUGUGAAGCGACAGCUGCAGCCAUUCCAAGCUAAGUACUAUGCUUCAAACAAACCGCCGACACUCACCUAUAUCUCCUGGCACAACACGGAUUAUGAGCGCGCUUUGCUGCUUUCGGAGCAAGGGACCAUUUUGGAAAUUCGUUUACCGCUUUCUCUGCUCACCACUUAUAGCAAUCAUAAAAAAAUACCGCUCCUGCCACAGCGUCCGCUCGCCAUUGCAAGCACUCCAACACGUCAAAAUAGCAGCCAAAGCACUUCAUCUAUUAUAUCUACAUCCACACUCAAUUCGGCGCUUAAUUUCGAGAUUCUUGACCAAAACUUAUCCAAAGAAGAAUUGGUUGAAGAAACCUAUCAGCGUGCUCUUAGUGAUUAUGGUUUGAAGACAGAUAGGCAUGUCGACGGGUUGCCUUUGACACCAUAUUUGAAAAGUGUUUGGCUAACUUUGAGUAAUUUGUAUAGAGAAGAACGCUUAACGGGUUUGAAAACCAUUUUGGGCAUUAGUUUAGGUCACACAUCAGAGGCGUUGAUGGCCUCAUCGCGUAUUGAAUCGCGUGUAUUGCAAUGGCCAGAUUUCAUAAAUUCCAAUAAUUUGGUGUGCUACAGAAGUGAACAACGCGAUGUGGCGCUGAAACUCUGCGGCUGGGUGUUCGAACAGGACUUGGAGCGCUUCGUAAACGGGCUGUGUGACAACAAGGAGUUCAGUCGCGCUGCCAUGAUUUGCGUAUUUCAUCUGAAAAUCGUUUUUGCUUGCGACAUACUCUCAAAAGCUGCAGAUCUCUCACGCAAUUCGAAGGAUCCUCACGAUGCCAGCAUGUUUCGCAUUGCCGCUAUUGCCCUAUCCAGCUUUAAUGCAGAUCGUUGCAACUCGACUUGGCGUAAUCAACGCUCAAAUGCCAAUAAACAAAUACAGGAUGCACAUUUGCGUGCCAUAUUCUCAUUCCUCACCACCGAGAAUGAUAACUUCGAUGCGGUGCUGACGGAGGAUGGCAUCUCACUUGCCGAUCGCGUGGCUUUCGCUUGCAAAUACUUAUCGGAGAGCAAGUUGGCAGAUUAUGUUAAGCAGUUAAUACAAAAAUCGAUUGAAAGCGGUGACCUAAAUGGCUUGCUGCUCACUGGUGAAUCGCUGGAUGGCAUCAAUAUACUGCAAGCUUACUUGGAUUUAACAUCCGAUGUACAAACAGUCGCGUUAAUAGCUAUCAAUUAUUUCCAUCGCGAACAUUUCGCAGAUAAUCGCAUACAAUAUUGGAUUAGCAGUUAUUUAGAUGUUCUAAACUCGUGGGGCCUUUGGGAGAAACGCACCGGUACACGCACCACCCGCAGUGUUUUUCUCUCGUGCAACUUUUGUGGCAAAUCGGUAUCGAGUGCUUUGCAGGAGGAUGCGCGCAUGCGCAGUGCCUCUUCGAAUGUGAAUAAACUUUCUUCCUGCCCUAGUUGCCGCAAACCACUACCGCGUUGCUCUCUAUGCUUGCUACACAUGGGCACUACGCUGAAUAUUUCGCUACCCAGCGAUGCGACCCACGAAAGUUUGGGCUGGCAAUCGAAACCGUUUUCGAAGUGGUUCUCCUGGUGUCAGACUUGUCGACAUGGCGGCCAUACCGAACACAUGAUGCAGUGGUUCAAACAAAAUUCUGAAUGUCCUGUUAGCUCCUGCACUUGCCGAUGCUUUGACUUGGACGGCACCGUGCCCAAUGACUUACCCGACUAUUGAUAGCUUUAAUAGGUUUAGACUUUAGCAACAUGACCCCAAUUAUCUACUCGUUAAUUGGGCUAUGCAAUCCUUAAUUAGUUGUAAGUUUAUACGAAAAUUAAAAGAAAAAUCAAGAAUA
Rhagoletis zephyria (snowberry fruit fly) is the source of this 2725-nucleotide messenger RNA. RefSeq names its product GATOR complex protein mio (gene mio). Gene Ontology annotation, cellular component: cytoplasm. Gene Ontology annotation, molecular function: protein binding. NCBI's taxonomy places the organism in Eukaryota, Metazoa, Arthropoda, Insecta, Diptera, Tephritidae. Gene Ontology annotation, biological process: positive regulation of TORC1 signaling; cellular response to amino acid starvation. The record is from RefSeq and is a predicted model, not a curated record.